AUGGCUAGCAACUCUGUGGCAAAGGAACGUGCAGGGGCAGAGAUUGUGUAUGGCUCUGAAGAUUGUCAUCGCCACUCCAUAGAGCUCUUGGAAGAGCUUGGUUUCCCCACUGGUGUUCUUCCCUUGAAAGACCUUGUGGAGUGUGGCAGAGUUAGAGAAACUGGGUUUGUGUGGAUGAAACAGAAGGCCCCAUAUGAGCAUUUCUUUGAGGGAACCAACACAAGGGUGAGUUAUGCUGUAGAAGUCACUGGCUAUGUUGAGAAGUUUAAGAUGAAAAAGAUGACAGGCAUUAAGAGCAAGCAAAUGCUGCUAUGGGUGUCAAUAACUGAGAUGAGCAUUGAAGAUCCAAAGGGAAAGAAAAUACUCUUUAAGACCCCUAUGGGGAUUGGAAAGUCCUUCCCUUUUAAGGCCUUCAUGAACCAAGAGGAACAGGAGAAGGAUAUUAAAGAAAACAAGUAA
Gastrolobium bilobum is the source of this 459-nucleotide messenger RNA. RefSeq lists its product as uncharacterized. The record is from RefSeq and is a predicted model, not a curated record. NCBI's taxonomy places the organism in Eukaryota, Viridiplantae, Streptophyta, Magnoliopsida, Fabales, Fabaceae. The coding region runs from base 1 to 459 and encodes 152 amino acids. The transcript has a single exon.